This is a messenger RNA of Nelumbo nucifera (sacred lotus), 1571 nucleotides long. Its product is annotated as UDP-Glycosyltransferase superfamily protein. Lineage: Eukaryota; Viridiplantae; Streptophyta; Magnoliopsida; Proteales; Nelumbonaceae. Gene Ontology annotation, molecular function: UDP-glycosyltransferase activity. The record is from RefSeq and is a predicted model, not a curated record.
CAAAAAAAGCACGCAUCUCUAGGCACGUGCAUAGUUGACUAACCGGUCAUCAUCAACCCCAGCUCUCUCCUGUCCAGAGGCUAAUUGAUCAAACAUAUAAAGCAGCCAUGAGUUGGGUUGAUUUUGCAGGCAAAAGAACGAAGAGGAACAUGGAGAAGAAAGCAAGGAUUGUUCUGGUUCCCUACCCAGCACAAGGCCAUGUCACCCCCAUGGUCCAGCUUGCCUUGGCCCUUCGCGACCUUGAGUUCGACCCUGUGCUGGUCGUCCCAGACUAUCUGCACCUCAAGAUCAUGCCGCACAUCCAACCCAACUAUGGCGUCUCCUUCAUCUCCAUUCCAGACGGCCUGAGUGAGAACGAACCCAGAGACUUCUUCACCAUUGCGUUUUCCAUGGAGAACAGCAUGCCGGCCCAUCUGGAACGCAUCAUUCGUAGCUUCAGUCAAGAUGGAAGAGUGGCUUGUGUGGUGGUUGAUUUCUUAGCCUCCUGGGCUAUCGAAGUUGCCGGCCGCUGCGGGGUUCCGGUGGCCGGGUUCUGGCCCGCCAUGCUUGCUAUGUAUCGUAUCUGUGUGGCCAUUCCGGACAUGAUCAAGGUUGGGCUCAUCGAUGAAUUCGGAAGUCCCCAACAAAAAUGUGCAGGAUUUGUUCUUCCUGGUCAACCCAUGUUUAGCUUGGAAGAUCUACCGUGGUUAGUAGGGAACUCUGUGGCACGAAAGUCGAGGUUCGCCUUCUGGUUAAGGACACUAGAAAGAUCAAGAUCCCUGAAGUGGCUCCUUGUCAACUCAUUUCCAGAAGAACGUGAUGGAUACAGAGAACAGUUACAGCCAACCCACAACAAUGGUCAAAGUAUUUUCCCAGUUGGAGCUCUGAUCAAGCAUACAGAAAGCAAACACCCUAGCUUCUGGGAAGAGGAUAUGAGCUGCUUGGAUUGGCUAGGCAAGCAGAAACCAGGGUCUGUGAUCUAUGUGUCAUUUGGAAGUUGGGUUGCCCCCAUUGGGGAUGAAAAAAUUCAAGAGUUGGCCUUGGGCCUUGAGGCCACCAAGAGGCCAUUCAUUCUGGUUCUGGCACCUAUGUGGCGAAAAGGUUUACCAGUUGGGUUCCUGGAGAGGGUGGGUGAGCAAGGCAAGGUGGUCUCAUGGGCUCCUCAGAAAGAGUUGCUUCAACGUGAAGAGAUUGGAUGCUAUCUCACACACUGUGGAUGGAAUUCCACAAUGGAAGCCAUACAAGGUGGGAAGCUCCUGCUCUGCUAUCCUGUUUCAGGGGAUCAGUUUGUGAACUGCACUUACAUUGUGGAUGUGUGGGGGGUAGGGGAGAAGCUCAACAGGAUUGGCCGCAGAGAUGUGGAGGAGGGUGUGAGGAGCAUAAUGGAGGAGGGAGGAGAAAUGCAGCAGAGGAUGAUCAAAUUGAAGACAAGAGCUGUGGGGAAAGAAGGGAAUUUGAGGGCUUUGGCCAGUUUAAAAGCCUUCACUAAUGAUCUUGAUAAAUGAUUUGUAACACACCAUCUCAUUAAAUCUUGUAUCAUGAUGUUGUAUAUUGUUUUCUUUCCUGUCAAGGAGUUGUUGAUCUUGAUGUCA